Penicillium robsamsonii is the source of this 4242-nucleotide messenger RNA. RefSeq lists its product as uncharacterized. Lineage: Eukaryota; Fungi; Ascomycota; Eurotiomycetes; Eurotiales; Aspergillaceae. Gene Ontology annotation, molecular function: ATP-dependent chromatin remodeler activity; ATP binding; ubiquitin protein ligase activity. The coding region runs from base 1 to 4242 and encodes 1413 amino acids. The transcript has 4 exons. Gene Ontology annotation, cellular component: nucleus. The record is from RefSeq and is a predicted model, not a curated record. Gene Ontology annotation, biological process: protein polyubiquitination; DNA damage response.
AUGCGCAUAAAACCCUCCAAUAUGAGAACGCACAAAUCUAAGAGGCUUUACGACCCAAACCUCUCCAACACCCGGGUUCCCAUACUCAUAAAUGUUCGAAGCGUUCAUUUUAUUGACGAAGAUCUGAACAACACACCACAAUCAGACUCGACAAAUGGCGACGCUAAUCGUAUGGAGCUGGAACUAUCUAGUCUCGAUAAAGAAGAAUUGCUGAUAUAUCCAUGCGAGAAUUUGCACUUGUUUGAUCUCCUUGGCCAACUUCAGGCUGUCAGCAAACUUGCCCACGUGGACCAGUUCUUUAAUAAUGUGCCCACAGCCUGCUACCAAGCGCACCUGUGUGCCUCCUCAGACAGAGAAACCUUUACUCUCGAGACAGUUGUGCUUUGGAGAGAUUCUCUUGAGACCCCAGAUAUAAAUCGCUUGACGGAAGCAGAGCUGGAAGCCUUUACAAGAUAUGUGCUGCAGGAAGGAUGCAUUCGCCCAUCAGAAUUGACCGACCCGCGCGAAUAUCGCAAUAAAAUGCUCGGAACUGUCAAGGAAUGGUCUCCUCGGGAUUUCUACAACAAUGUUCACGUUCCCAACCCCGCAGAAAAUUCGACCAAUCUCAAAUGCCCUGAUUUAAAAUGCCAGUUAUACCCGUUCCAGAAAAGAGCUGUUCGCUGGCUUUUAAAAAGAGAAGGAACAGAAGUCGGGCCAGAUGGCGAAGUUAUCCCUAUGGAAGAGCUUCCUAAAAGUAACAUUCCAGCGUCUUUCAAUUCCACGAAAGAUGCCGAUGGACAGACCUACUACUUCAGCCAUCUUUUCAUGAUUCUGACAACGGAUCUUUCUGAGUGGCAUGAUGCCGCGGAUAAUUUGAAAGGUGGAAUACUUGCAGAGGAAAUGGGGCUGGGCAAGACAGUCGAAGUGAUUGCGCUGAUAAGUCUGAAUAAGCGAGUAAGGCAGCUCAAGCCCAAGGCUGAUCCCGACGGGCUGACACCUACUGGUGCCACUUUGAUCAUUACACCACCCGCGAUUCUUGAACAAUGGAGGCAAGAGUUGAAAGAGCAUGCGCCCACUUUGCGUGUUCAUCAUUACAAUGGCAUCAAACGCGGGAGAGAAACAACCGACGACAUGAUUGUGGACGAGCUUGUCGAGUUUGAUGUUGUUCUUACUACCUACAAUGUCAUCGCAAAAGAAAUUCACUAUGCGGGGAGUGCUCCGCAGCGAGCUCUACGACACGAAAAGCGAUUUGUACAGAGGAAGACACCGCUUGUUCGCAUUGGAUGGUGGCGUGUAUGUCUAGAUGAGGCUCAGAUGAUUGAGAGUGGAGUCAGCAAUGCAGCGAAAGUAGCUCGCUUGAUCCCUCGAGAGAUUGCUUGGGCUGUGACCGGUACUCCACUGCGCAGAAACAUAGAUGACCUGUUCGGCCUUCUCCUUUUCCUCCGUUAUGAGCCAUUCUGCUUUUCGGUCCCGUUGUGGAGAAGACUGUGCCUGUGUUUUGGGACAGCCCUGGCAAAAAUCAUAAACACAAUCGCUCUUCGACACAGGAAAGGUCAAAUAUUGGAUGAGCUUCGCCUACCACCUCAAAAGCGCAUUGUGAUCACUACCCCCUUCACAGCUGUAGAAGAACAGCAAUACGGUCAGCUUUUCGAGCAAAUGUGUGAAGAAUGCGGUUUGAGCGCCUUAGGGGCGCCCCUUCGAGGCGACUGGGACCCCGAAGAUCCCGUAAUUGUCGAAAAGAUGCGUAAUUGGCUAUCAAGACUGCGUCAAACGUGCCUCCAUCCUCAAGUCGGAUAUCGCCGAGUCCUAGGUUCUGGGUCCGGACCCUUGCGGACUGUGGAUCAGGUUCUGGAGGUCAUGACUGAGACCAACGAGUCGGCCAUACGUACAGAAGAACGAUCACUUCUUUUAUCGCAACUUCGACGAGGCCAGCUUCUAGAAAAUGCAAAACGCCGCCAAGAAGCCCUCGCUCUUUGGCAGAAAACAUUGGAUCAUGCCACUAAGCUGGUUGAAGACAGCAGAGAGCAACUGCGCCUGCUGAAGUCCAAAGGCACUACCGGUGGCAAUAACGUGGUUACUCCAGGAGUCAUCAAUCUGGAUGACGAGGACCAGGAGGAUGAGGACGAAGAGACCGACAAGAACAGCCGCCUCGGCCAGUGUCGACAGAAGCUUCGAGCUGCACUCGAGGUUCAGCAUAUUGCGGUGUUCUUUACUGCGAACGCAUAUUACCAAAUCAAGAGCGAUCCAAAGCUGACCCCGCCAGAUUCAGAUGAGUUCAAAUCGCUUGAGAAACGGGAAGAAGAUGCCUACGAGGCUGCAAAAGUCAUUCGCAAAGAGUUGUUGACUGAUAUUUCCCGAAAGGUGGAGCGCUACAUGAAAGAAAUCAAGAUUAAGGCAGAAGACAAAAAAUUCGUGAACAUCCCGAAAUUGAAACCCCAGCUCUACAGCAAAGGAGUGGAGUCAUACAAUCUGCUCAGCAAAUUUGAAGAUUUCUGUGACGCUCUUAACAAGCAUGCCGACCAAUACAAGGAAUGGCGGGAUGCCAUGGUCAAAUUGCUCUCUCAGUCACUUAUUGACCAGGAAGAAGAAGCAAAGUUGGAGGGCGAUGAGUAUGAGCGGUCAACAAAACAUCAAGAUGAGAUGUAUGUCUACAUGGAGGCUUUGAGGUCAAUGUACAGCGACCGUUAUGAUGCUCUCACCGGUCAAAAGAAUACUCUCAUUUCCCACGAAGUCAAAGCCGGAAUCGUCCAGGCCCAAAAAGGCGAGGGGCCCUCUCCGCAACUAUUUCUCAAGAUCAUGGAAACUCGCAGCCAGAUUAUGCCUGAUCCUAAUCUUGGGUCGCUCCGCAACAUUGUCAGUGAGCUUCGCAAACUUGUGACAUCGCUGGAUUGGCAAGCCAGCUCGGGCAAUUCGCGUGCUCGCGCUGAACAUGAGAUCGUCGAAAUGGUCCUGAAAAACGCCGGUCAAAUGGUCGCCGAGCAACUGAAAAUAGCGAACAAACUGAGCAGAGAAGUUCAAAUGUUCCGUGACACCAUGAACAAUCGACUGGAGUAUUAUCGUCACCUGCAGCAGAUUUCGGACACGGUGGCCCCAUACGACGAAGGAAGUGCAGGCAAGCCGCUAGAUGAGUCCGCUUUUACCCUAAGGCUGGAGCAAGAGGAAAUCAUUGAAGAAAAGAUUGCUUCUCUCAAGUCCAAGGCAAGAUACCUCAUUCACCUAAGAGAUGAUGACCGUAACCCCCGAGAGUGCAUUAUCUGCCAAUCGACCUUCGAAGUUGGUGUGUUGACUGUGUGUGGUCACAAGUACUGUAAGGACUGUUUGCGAAUGUGGUGGGCUACACACCAAAAUUGUCCAAUGUGCAAGAAGAAGUUGAAACGUAAUGACUUCCAUCAGAUCACAUACAAGCCACAAGAACUAGUUGCACAAGAGGAAAAGCCACCAGUCAAAUUGGACCACGAAGGUCAUUCACAGAAUGCUAUAUACAGUGACAUCAGCUCUGGUCAUCUCAAUGAGAUCAAGAACAUUGACUUAGAGGGUUCUUACGGGACAAAGAUUGACACUUUGGCCCGGCACAUCCUAUGGCUGCGAGAACACGACCCUGGCGCAAAGUCAAUCAUCUUCUCUCAAUACGGAAGCUUUUUGUCGGUAUUACAGACCGCAUUCGGAUCUUUUGGAAUAGUCACCACCAGUAUUGACUCUCCCAAUGGCAUUGAGAAGUUCAAAACAGACCCGGCUAUCGAGUGCUUUUGUUUGCAUGGCAAAGCACAAUCGUCCGGGCUGAAUUUGAUCGUUGCAACUCAUGUCUUCCUAUGCGAGCCACUGAUCAACACGGCAAUCGAGCUCCAGAUCAUUGCUCGAGUGCAUCGUAUUGGCCAAUAUCGACCGACAACAGUAUGGAUGUACCUUGUCUCCGGCACGGUGGAAGAAUCCAUAUAUGAGAUCUCAGUAACCCGACGCCUGGCUCACAUCCUGGAGAAGGAGAAGCAAUACAAAGCAGCACUCUUGACAUCUCCUGUGGAUGAAGAUGGUGUUACUGAAGCGGCUAUUGAAUCUGCCAACUCGAUAGAACUACAAGAUGCCACUCUCACCACCAUUAUGCAACGCGGCAGCCUAGGUGGGGAGAUAGUGAGGAAAGACGACCUUUGGCAGUGUCUCUUUGGAAAUAACAAGAAGAAAGAUGGCACUGAUCUUUCGGCUGAGGCAGAAAGGGAGGUUGGUCGGUUCUUGAGAGGCGAAGCUGCUGAGCAAAGAAUGGAAGGUUGA